UUUUGGUAUAUUUCUGAGUGUCAGACGGUAUCGUUGUACGUGUUAUUAAUUUUUUAAAAACGCAAAAACGAAGAGCUUAUAACCUACUGAAAAUGUCUGAUGAACAACCCAAUCUCGUGGCUGGACACCCACCUGCUUUGAAGGCAGGCGGCAUGCGUAUUGUCCAGCACAAGCCCACUGCAUCGGAGCGUGCCCCCAAGGAUGCCGAGGAUUGCACUGGUCUGACACAACCCGUUAGCGUGAACUCGGCUGUGGUGAGCGGUGCUCCCGUGAAGGGACACACGGACUUUACGCCAGCUUCUGCCCAGGUGGCACACUUGCCUAAGCCCCCAAUGUCGGUUCAGCAGAAGACUCAGAAUCACAUCCAACAGCCCCGCAAGUGAGGUCUUCCCUAUCCUACUAAAUAAUUACUUUGAUCUUUCGUUGAAAUUCUUCAAAUCCAAAUGGUAUUGAAAUCCACUUUGUAAGUGAUUUUAGUUAACACAAUCCUUAAAUUUUUGCUACUGCAUUCCAAAUGAAUUUCAAUGUUUUGCUAAUUUUA
Messenger RNA from Drosophila miranda, 541 nucleotides. Its product is annotated as death-associated protein 1. Gene Ontology annotation, biological process: negative regulation of autophagy; apoptotic signaling pathway; cellular response to amino acid starvation. Gene Ontology annotation, molecular function: death domain binding. Bases 93 to 383 code for a protein of 96 amino acids. NCBI's taxonomy places the organism in Eukaryota, Metazoa, Arthropoda, Insecta, Diptera, Drosophilidae. The transcript has 4 exons. The record is from RefSeq and is a predicted model, not a curated record.